AGCUCACAAUCACAUAAUAGCUGAAGCUGCUACUAUUUGAACCUCCACCAUACCCACCACACUUUUCAUUCACUCCCUCUAUCCACUAUACUAUUCUAAUCACUCUCAAUUUCCCUCUUGUCUCAUAUCCAAAGACAUGGAACAGAUUGUUGUCCCCUUUGACAACGAAAUUGCACUAACCACUUCAAUCUCUUCCUCCAAAUCCAAAGGGGAAGAAGUGUUGCAUGAUAAUAAUAAUAAUAAUAAUAGUAAUAGUAAUAAUAACAAGGUGAAAAACAUGAAGAAAUCAUGUAAUGAUGGGAAUAUUCAUCCAUUGUAUCGUGGCGUACGCAUGCGUCAAUGGGGAAAAUGGGUUUCGGAAAUUAGAGAGCCCAAAAAAAAGUCCAGAAUUUGGCUCGGUACUUUUCCAACUCCAGAAAUGGCAGCUCGAGCUCAUGACGUUGCAGCCCAAGCCAUCAAAGGUAGUUCGGCUUACCUCAAUUUCCCCGAAUUAGCCGAUCACCUUCCGCGCCCAGCCACCACUUCUCCUAAGGACAUUCAAGCCGCCGCCGCCAAGGCAGCUACAAUGGGCUAUCUUCAUGAAACUCAAAAUUACUACCAAGCCCAAGCCCACGACAACAAAAAAACGUCAAAUUCAUGUUUACGUGACGAGGAUGACACAUUCUUCGACCUCCCUGAUCUCUUAGUCGACUUAAAUAACAGUUCACGUGAAUUUAAUAACGCCUCUACCUCCAUGCCGUGGGUCGUCGCCGGAGCUGAACAUCCUGACUCAGGUUUUGGUCUUAAUGAGACUUUCCCGGGGGAACCUUACUAAUUUGUUAAAGGUUAAAUUAUUAUUAUUUCUUAUG
This is a messenger RNA of Cicer arietinum (chickpea), 848 nucleotides long. RefSeq names its product ethylene-responsive transcription factor ERF039. Gene Ontology annotation, molecular function: DNA binding; DNA-binding transcription factor activity. The record is from RefSeq and is a predicted model, not a curated record. Gene Ontology annotation, biological process: regulation of DNA-templated transcription. Lineage: Eukaryota; Viridiplantae; Streptophyta; Magnoliopsida; Fabales; Fabaceae.